AUGCGGCUCCUACCCGGGGGCGCGCGGUCCAGCGCGGGGCGGUUACGGCCACCGAGGCCGGGGCCUCGCAGGGGGCGGACCUUCGCCUGCCCUGGCUUCCCGCCUCCGCCCGUAGAGGUCAGCGGGCACCGCUCGCGGAGUUCCUGCACCCGGACGCAGCCCUCCCCGCCCGGCCAGCCCCCUCCGCGGCAAGAUGGCGGCCCAGGAACCCGCGCCCUUCCUUACCCGGCCUUCGGCUCCCGACCGCCGCCGCGUCGCAGACCAGGCCCCACGCGGGGUCGGGCCUCGCCUUCCCCUUCAGUGGGACCCCAGGCGCCAGCCCGCUGCGGUCGGACUGGACCGGCCGCCGGGGAGGGCGGGGCGGAGGGCGGGGCCCAGGCCAGAGGCUCUCUGCGGGCUGGAGCUGCAGCGCUUCCUAUGGAGAGACGAGGUUCCUCUGGCUCCCAGCUUCUCAGCUGCCUCCUCACCCUGGUCCUCCUCCAGCAGCCCGCUCACGUGUCAGGUUCUGCCCCUUCCCAAGCCCCUCUCUUGAGCAUCCUGCGUUCUCUCAGACCCAGUUCUUUCCGCACAGGGGAUGCCAGCGAGAUCUUCCUGGCUCCGCUAGGAGGCACAGCCGAGCUGCCCUGCCCUCUCAUGCUCUGGCCUGAGACGGUGAUCAAGGAGGUGAAGUGGCAGCGGCCCUCGCACCCGCACUCCCAGGCUGUUCACGUGUUCCGGGACGGGAAGGACAGGGAUGAAGACCUGAUGCCGCAGUAUAAAGGCAGGACGGCGCUGGUGAGAGAUGCUCAAGAGGAAAGCUUCACCCUGCACAUCCGCAACGUGAGGCUUGAAGACCGAGGGCCGUACCGAUGUCAAGUCCGAGUGGGAAACAGGAGUCGAGAGGGCACGGUGACCCUGCAGGUUGCAGUUCUAGGUUCUGAUCCUUACAUCCAUGUGAAGGGCUACGACGCUGGGUGGAUCCAGCUGGUGUGCCAGUCUAUGGGAUGGUUCCCAAAGCCCUGGGCUGAGUGGAGAGACCCUAAAGGCAGAGUGCUUUUAUCCCUGUCGGAGGCCCACUCCCUGGAUACAACUGGGCUCUUCCAAACAACAGUGUCCAGCAGAGUUAGGGAUAGCACUCUAGGAAAUGUGUCCUGCACUGUCCGAAAUGAGGUUCUUGGCCAAGAGAAGACCACAGCCAUGUUGAUCGAAGCCCCGUCUCCGGGAAGGCUGUCAUCUUCAGCAGUGGCUCUUGCUGCAGUCCUGCCUGUCCUGGGACUUCUCAUUGUAGUCGGCAUUUGGUUCAUCUGGAGGCAAAGAAGAUCAAAAGAGAAGCUUCUCUAUGAACAGGCGAUGGAGGUAGAAAAUCUUCUUGAAGACCAUGCAAAAGAAAAAGGAAGACUCCACAAAGCCCUCAAGAAGCUCCGGAGUGAACUGAAGCUGAAGAGAGCGGCAGCCAAUGCAGGCUGGAGAAGAGCCCGGCUACAUUUUGAGACAGUGACCCUGGACUCAGAUACAGCACAUCCCAAACUCAUCCUGUCUGAGGACCGAAGAUGUGUGAGGCUUGGUGACAGAAAGCGGCCUGUACCCGACAAUCCGGAGAGGUUUGAUUUUGUUGUCAGCGUCCUGGGCUCUGAGCACUUCACUGCUGGCUGUCACUACUGGGAGGUGUACGUGGGAGAGAAGACCAAAUGGAUCCUCGGGGUGUGUAGUGAGUCUGUGAGCCGGAAAGGGAAGGUCACUGCCUCACCGGCCAAUGGCCACUGGCUUCUGCGACAGAGUCGUGGAAAUGAAUAUGAAGCUCUCACAUCCCCGCAGACCUCCUUCCGCCUGAAAGAGUCCCCGAAGUGUGUAGGCAUCUUCCUGGACUAUGAAGCAGGAGUCAUCUCCUUCUACAAUGUGACUGACAAGUCCCACAUCUUUACUUUCACCCACAGUUUCUCUAGUCCCCUUCGCCCUUUCUUUGAACCUUGUCUUCAUGAUGGAGGGAAAAACACAGCCCCUCUAAUCAUUUGUUCAGAACUACAGAAAUCUGAGGAACUGAUUGUCCCCAAACCAGAAGGAAAAGGCCAUGCUAAUGGAGACGUGGCCCUGAAGGUGAACCCUUCCUUACUACCCCCUCAGGACCCAGAGAUUUUCCCACUCAAGGGUAACUGGCCCUCUGACCUUAGCCCAGCCCUCCAGGGACUCAAGGCUCCUUCUUUUUAA
Messenger RNA from Nannospalax galili (Upper Galilee mountains blind mole rat), 2184 nucleotides. It is a transcript of the gene Ermap, whose product is annotated as erythroblast membrane associated protein (Scianna blood group). NCBI's taxonomy places the organism in Eukaryota, Metazoa, Chordata, Mammalia, Rodentia, Spalacidae. The transcript is spliced from 12 exons. Bases 1 to 2184 code for a protein of 727 amino acids. The record is from RefSeq and is a predicted model, not a curated record. Gene Ontology annotation, molecular function: signaling receptor binding. Gene Ontology annotation, biological process: T cell receptor signaling pathway; regulation of cytokine production. Gene Ontology annotation, cellular component: external side of plasma membrane.